Messenger RNA from Xylaria bambusicola, 548 nucleotides. RefSeq lists its product as uncharacterized. The record is from RefSeq and is a predicted model, not a curated record. NCBI's taxonomy places the organism in Eukaryota, Fungi, Ascomycota, Sordariomycetes, Xylariales, Xylariaceae. Bases 292 to 546 code for a protein of 84 amino acids. The transcript is spliced from 2 exons.
GUCUACCACGUACCAGACUACAUGUACCUACUAGCUGAGCAGAGCUGCCUUCCGGUACCUACAUACCCUCCUCCUUGUUUCUUAGGUAAUCCCAUUUCUUCUCCAUUCAAGUUGGCUACCUACAGACUUCCAGUAGCUUGAGGUAUUGAUAUAUCCACUACUUACUAUACAGCAGCUUCUUUCUGUCUGUUCAGCUACAAGAGGAAGGAAGAGAGAGCAAGCGAGAGAAAGGGGCAAAAGGCUGUGGAAAAGGCCCAAGAGGAGAAGGGCAGAAUCAAGUUACCAACUUGUAUGCUGUGCGUACACUUUCCCGUCUUCCCUCUCUUACUGUCUGUCAGGUUUACGUAUCUAUCUAUCUCUAAUUCGUCCAUUGCGUGUGCUCCGGGCUGUCCUAUGCCUUGUCCUCGCAUGCAUAAAUCUACGUCGCCUGACUCUUACCUGCUUACUCCCUGCGUCCCUCGUGCUCGACGCAAGCCCCGUUGCUCGACAUACCCAUCUUUUCACUGGGUGACUUUUCCUGUAUUUUAUACAGAUUUUGAGGACUAAGG